Cercocebus atys (sooty mangabey) is the source of this 2758-nucleotide messenger RNA. RefSeq names its product catsper channel auxiliary subunit delta (gene CATSPERD). The record is from RefSeq and is a predicted model, not a curated record. Gene Ontology annotation, cellular component: sperm principal piece; CatSper complex. NCBI's taxonomy places the organism in Eukaryota, Metazoa, Chordata, Mammalia, Primates, Cercopithecidae. Gene Ontology annotation, biological process: sperm capacitation; flagellated sperm motility.
CCUACUUUACGCGCCCAAGGCGUUUUCCGGUCACGUGUAUAUCUGUGGGCACACGCCAGCGCCGGUACAAAACAUCGUAUUGUUGCAAACGCAGCGUUUAGGAACUCAUGAGCAGCCUGUGCACACGCUUAGGCGCGUGGACGACAUGCGCAUGCUUAGACUCUAGACUGGCCACGGGUGGCCGGGUGCGCAUGCCCAGGCUCUGAGCGCGCGUUUGUGCGCGGAUUCAGGCCUCCCGGGAUUCGUCUGCGCAUGCUCAGGGUUCAGGCGGAACGCGAGGCUACCCUGCGCUCAGGCCUGCUCCCGGGACUCAUUGGUGCGCAUGCGCAGGCUUCAGUCUGCACAUACUCGGACUGUGCAGCGACUCCAGGUGGCGGUUGAGGGGCAGUGGCGGCGGCGGAGGGCCAAGUCGAUGCUGAUGUUGAUGCUGGUGGCGGCUGUGACCAUGUGGCUCCGACCGCUGGUCACAGCUCAGCCGCUCUGCCGUGCUCGCACAGUGAGGACAGGAAAAGUGUUUAAUGUCAUACAGGACGUUCAAGGGGACCACUUGUAUUUUCGAUCUACAACAACACGCUUGAUUAAACAUCCUUGCAAGAAAAAUAUAGCACUGUAUCUAGGAAAACAAGUUUUUUUCACAACAGAUAACUUUGAGACUAGUCUCCUUCCAUUUACCAUCCCUACAUCAAUGCAGGUCGGCGUUCCAGAAGUGACAUCAGCACAUUUUACUGGUUCAUUGUUGCUGUUAGUAGUGAAUCAUAAAGUCUAUACUUAUGAUUAUGAAAGCAAUUCUUGGAACUUGUCUUUAGGUAUAAAACACCCAGUUACACAUGUUUCUGGUGAUAAUUGUUGUUAUACUGGAAGUUUGUUUUGUGUGGAUGUCAGUAAUUUGGUUUUUGCAUAUUUCCGUGGAGAUCAGAUAUCCCAGACUUCUAUAUAUUAUUCUAACACGGGGGGAUUCAGUUUUUGGAAGUAUCACUAUGACGGACAGGCAGAAAUCGUCGGGUCUUUAGGUGGAAUCUUCCACUUAUUUUCUUUGUCGCAGGUGGGGAUGCUUGUAGUGGAUCAAGGGAAGGGCAUGUUCAAGUACUCAGACCACCCCCUCAACCGGAGUUUGGGCUUGUGUCUUUUGGACUAUAACGGGACUCUUGACAUCGUUCAAUCGCCCCCGGCCCCAGAAAGGCAUCCUGCUCCUGGUGGUUGGGAUGGAGAGCCCUGUUGUUUUCCCUAUAAUGCAGGUCAGCUCGUCGACACCGUCCGGGUGAAAAAAGGAAAACAGACCUUGUUUACUUCCAUUUUUGAAGCCCAGAUCACCAUCCACAACAUUGCUGUCAAUGAAAACGAACUGGCAGUUAUAACUCGGGAGGAUAAUUUGUAUUAUGGCAAUCUGGGCAUCGUGCCAAGUUCCAUAAUCAAAUUUGCAGACCAACACAUCUGGUCAGAAGACGCAGCCCUGAUGUUCAGGAGCUCAGGGAUUCUGGAAAUACUGACCCCACUGCGUGACGCAGCUUUUGCAGCUUUUGAUUUCCAGAAGUGCCUCGUGAAUAUCCAGGCAAUUCUCAUGGACCCUGAACUUCACGUUGGAAGAUGCAAUAUAGAGUUUCUGAAAGGAGAAUUUACAUACAGGAUGUAUACCAUUGACAUGCACAGCCAGCUGGAACUGACUGCUUUGUUGAUACCCCAGCCAGGCACAUCCCUGAUUCCUCUGGUGAUGGUGAGCAACCCCCACUCCCUGGGGUUCCAGGCCACCUUCUACGAGAGCGGUUACACGUCCAGACGGGAACCACCCAAGUUUCUUCACGUCCAUCUAGGAUAUUUACUAAACAGCAGCACACUGGGCCGGACCGACUUCAACUUCACUUCCAGCUUAAAGAGAGCCACCAUGUCUACCUUAACUGUGGACAUAGCAAACAAGGAAAUUUCAUGUGUGGAUAUCAAGCCACUGUCGACACUGAUUUCAGUUGGCUGUGAUCUGGAUAAAAAGAUCGUCAUCCAGAACACAGUUUCUGCCUGUUCCAAGGGCGUCCUGGAUGCCUUGGCCCUGCAAGACAAUUAUAGCUUCAUCAUCGACAAGGAAUUCUACGACCCCGGCUUCCAGGGGCGGCAGUCCUCCAAGGACCUGCACGUGUUUUACUCCUACCAGCAGCUGGGCUGUCCUCUCCUCGUCUACUAUGAUACCCCAUGGAAGCCCGUGGUGGAGCUAACUGGUCCUGAAGCUCUGCAACAUAGCGAACCCUGUGUGGUCUCCCGUUUCUGCUCGGCGCGCCGGGCGCGUAACAGCGACCCGGCUCGAGGAUUGGCAUGCUUUCCAAACUACGUGAGCUGCCACGACCCCAACAACGAUGCCCCUUUGAGGGUGGCCCCAGAUGUCCAGUAAUAGAUCUUUGGGCGGCCGGACAAUGCAAACCAGAUCAUUUUUAGCCACCCAACAACGGCUUCUAUGAUCCUUCUACAUUUUCCAUUGUGGAUUCCGUACUACAGCUACUGUCAACUGGAGACCGUCUUUAGCAUCUACGUGUAUGGAGCAUUCCCCGUGCAGCUGGUCUCUGCCGGGGUUGUCAUGGUACUGCUCAUCUCCAGCAUCCUGGGGUCCGUGUGGCUGGCCUACAUGAUCCCCAGGCUGCUACGCACAGCACGUGGCCGCAGGAUGACGAGCUUUGUGGCACAGCUGUAUGGGAGAUGCAAGACGGUCUGCCAGUUCAGGGCCUCGGCCACAGCCAGGACAAGCUCAGAGCCCAUGGGACGCCACCGCAGUUCUUAA